AUGCAAAAACCUCACGGUCGCCAGAAUCCUGCAUCUGUGCUGUGGGGUCAUCUUCUCUCGAAGGACAGCAUCACUCCUGCGCUCGCUCGAAAUAGUGCUUCAUCUUACAAUCCCUCAAUUCCUCCCAUCGCACCGGCAGACAAGACAGGAACUUCAUUGCGAAUACUUCUUCAUGACUCGCAAGCCAACUUGGAAAAGUUCUCUGAGCGGGUGACCCAGUUGACCGGGGGAGUAGAAUCGACCAGGAGACAGAUCUCGACCGUCCAUGAAUUGUUUCAACGUGAUCGUGAAAAGCUACUCGAGGAUGUCGUGAACGUAGCUAACAGGUGCCAAAGCGAAGUCCAACGAUCACUGGGAACUCCAGCACAAGCGCAAGAACUUGGACGUGUCGGCGAAGCGGUCGCUGCGUUGGACCGCAGAGUUGAAGCGAUCGACAAAAAGAUGGAUCUUUUACAUAUGGUUUGA
Laetiporus sulphureus 93-53 is the source of this 465-nucleotide messenger RNA. RefSeq lists its product as uncharacterized. Bases 1 to 465 code for a protein of 154 amino acids. The record is from RefSeq and is a predicted model, not a curated record. Lineage: Eukaryota; Fungi; Basidiomycota; Agaricomycetes; Polyporales; Laetiporaceae. The transcript is spliced from 2 exons.